GCGUGCUUGGUUUCACCAAACAACGUGCAACAACUUGAGCAAGUCGAAGGGCCCGAAGGGCCCUGGCCCUAGCCUAGCAGGGCCUAGCAGAUGUUCGAGACCACCCCACAAUCCUAUUACCUUGGGUGAUCCGCAGCUCAAGCUGAGAGGCAGAUAUCAGGAAGCUGAGGAGAAAUUCCUCCAAGCCUGGGAACUGCAAAAGAAAGCCAACAAGGUGAAUUACGCCACGAUGUUUGGCUUGGCCACGGUCUUGACAGAGCAAGGUGAAAGCGGCAAGCUGCUCCAAGCCGAGGCUCUGUUUCACGAUUUUUUGGAGAAAGCAAUCUCACAGGAGGAGAAGGGUAUCGCUGAGACCUACAGGGGAUUUAUAGGCCUAGCGGACAACCUGGAAAGGCAGAAGCGGUGGAUGGAAGCGACCCACGCGUGGCAACAGGCCGUAGAGAUGGCCACACCGAUGGCCCAUCUGCAGCACCGGCACCGGCAGAAUAUGCGCAUGGGCAUCUGGGCGUUGACCCUGGCGGUGCCUUUGGGCUUCGGGUGGACCUGGUACCGCUCGGCGGAGUGCGGGGACCCAGCGGGGACCCGCGUGAUCGCCUUCAGUUUCGGCUCGGCCUCAAAUCGCUCGCAGCCGGUGACCGCCGAGAGAUGUGAAGCGAAGCGGCAUAGCGAAGCCCAGCCUGCGCGGCGUAGCCGACAGAUCCCCCGAUGGAUUUUGAUUUCGCCAAGUGACCCGUUUGUUGAUAUGGAAUUUCUGGAUAAAUCAUGA
Molecule: messenger RNA, 766 nt
Organism: Cladocopium goreaui
Lineage: Eukaryota; Dinophyceae; Suessiales; Symbiodiniaceae
Source: the annotation of a GenBank genome assembly